GCGGUUUGGCAGUCGGUUGAGACCUCGUCAUCGCAGUCGGCAGUUGGCAGUCGGCAAACGGUUAACGCCAUGUCCAAGUAUAGCAAGUUGGCCCGCGGAAUAUGUGACCUGUUGCUGUGGGCAGCUCUCGUGGUGGCCUGUUGGCUGCUCACCAAGUUUGUGAAGCCUUUCAAGCGCGGCUUCUUCUGCGGAGAUGAGUCAUUGGGCUAUCCGCUCAAAGAGAACACAAUUGGAACAGCACUGCUUAUCGGAAUAACGUGGGGCGUGCCCAUGACCGUGAUCCUUGUGGUGGAGCUCUUUAAGCAGUUGCCAGUUGCCGUGAAGCCAGGAGCAAGGGAGGGGAAGCAGGAUGGCUGCAGAAUCGUGCAUCGGCUGGCACAGCUGUACAAGCAGGAGGGCUAUUUUCUCUUUGGCCUGGCCAUGAUGACGUUUACCAUGCUGCUGACCAAGGUGUGCAUUGGAAGACUGCGUCCUCACUUCUUUGCAGUCUGCCAGCCGCUGCUGCCGGAUGGAUCCACCUGCCAGGAUUCCCAGAAUGUGGGACGCUACAUCAGCAGCUACACCUGCGGCAAUCCCAAUAUAACGGACUUCCUCUCCGGGCAGCUAAAUCAAUCCUUUCCCAGUGGCCAUGCCAGUCUGACAAUGUACUCGAUGCUCUACCUGGCAAUCUACCUGCAGGCGGCAUUGAGCACUCGCAUUUCCAAGCUACUGAAGCAUCUGCUGCAGUUCAUCUUCGUCUUGCUCGGCUGGUACGUCUCCCUCACCAGGAUCACCGACUUCUGGCAUCAUUGGUCCGAUGUCCUGGCCGGCGCUUUCUGUGGCAUCGUCUUCGCCUGGCUAACCAGUGUCUAUGUGGCCGACUUGUUCGCCUUCAAGCGCUGGAAUCGUGCCGGCUACUCGGCCAACACCCUCAAGAAGACUCAGGUCUCGCCCAAGAGCUCCACAAAAUCUCAAUCUCAAGCGCACUCCAAUACGACAGCUGCUGUCCCUCAAAACGGAAUGCCUCCCGCCCUGCCCGCAUACACCUUCGGCACGCUGCCUUAUCUGGCGGCGCAUCCGGCGCAGGCGCAAUACGCUCAACCCUAUCACAACUACGGAUACGUGCCUUGAGUCCAACUAUUUGCAUGCACGUAAUUUAGUCCAUACUUAUGACGAGAUGCGAGGCAGGUGCUUUUUUAACUCGUUGGAGCCUCACUCUCGCACAUAUUUCUGUUUUGUUUCUGUAAUUUAGCCUAAUAAAAAAACAUAUGAAAUUACGAUCUUACGAUCUAACGAUAUUAUCGAUUUAACACU
Molecule: messenger RNA, 1293 nt
Organism: Drosophila innubila
Lineage: Eukaryota; Metazoa; Arthropoda; Insecta; Diptera; Drosophilidae
Product: putative phosphatidate phosphatase
Exons: 1
Coding region: 70-1110 (346 amino acids)
Biological process (GO): phospholipid metabolic process; phospholipid dephosphorylation; signal transduction
Molecular function (GO): phosphatidate phosphatase activity
Source: RefSeq, a predicted model, not a curated record